Perkinsus marinus ATCC 50983 is the source of this 1821-nucleotide messenger RNA. RefSeq names its product tRNA-dihydrouridine synthase, putative. The record is from RefSeq and is a predicted model, not a curated record. The transcript has 11 exons. Gene Ontology annotation, biological process: tRNA processing. NCBI's taxonomy places the organism in Eukaryota, Perkinsozoa, Perkinsida, Perkinsidae. Gene Ontology annotation, molecular function: flavin adenine dinucleotide binding; tRNA dihydrouridine synthase activity; RNA binding. Bases 1 to 1821 code for a protein of 606 amino acids.
AUGACCAACCCGUUGGAGUCUCCCGAUACACCUGAUUGGGCUAAGGAUGCCCUCGCUCGCCAUGAGGCACCGAUUCUGAGGGAGUACCUCUUACUGGACCGACCUGAGGAGGUGGAUGAGGAGUUGCCAGUGGAUAGUGGGGAAUCGAUUGAGGAGGUUGGAGGAGACGAGGAGCAUGGAGGAAAAAGGAAGAGGAGAAAACAUGGACAGAACAAGACGUCGGAAAGGAAAGAUAAUUUGAAUGUUAUCAAUAACAACCGGCAACUAUGUGUGGUUGUUGCACGUGGAGGUCGAUGUGCCUUUGGUGAUGAAUGUAAGUUCAAUCAUGAUGUGAAGGCAUACUGGGCUGAGAAGCCUGAUGACCUCCCAGGAGAGUGCCCCUUCCCAAGCCUACUGCAUGGUAGGUGUCCCUUUGGUCUCAACUGUAGGAUGGCUGGCAGUCACACUAAAGUAUUAGAAGACGGUUCGCCAGUGGACAUCAUCAGUACACACGGUGAAGCUACUGGGCCUACCGACGGCCCAGGGGAGGAACUGGACUCCCUCGUCCUCAAUUCCACUACUCACCAGCUCAGACUAGACCUCAGAGGAAAGAAGUAUGUUUUCCCUGGCUCGAAAGCUGCGCUCAACAAGAAAGUGGUGGAGAGAAUAGGCCCAGUGGGGCCGGGUGUAAAGGAGAGAGUACCAUUCUCCAAACUCAUCCACGGACGGCCUCCGAUGCUCGCCCCGUUGACGACAGUAGGGAAUCUCCCUUUUAGACGACUGUGUGUCAGUCUUGGUUGUGAGGUGACCGUAUCUGAGAUGGCCCUCGCGGAAUCGCUGCUGAAGGGCAACCGAGCCGAACAUGCUCUUCUAAAGAAGCAUCCCGAUGAGAAGAUAUUCGGCAUACAAGUUGCAGGAGGCUUCCCCGAUAUGAUGAGCCGAUGUGCUGAAAUGCUGUGCCGGGAGAUGGAUGACUUCGACUUUCUCGACAUCAACAUGGGUUGUCCAUUGGAGGGCCUCCAUAAGAAGGGUGCGGGGUCGGCUUUAAUGACACGUCUGGGUAAGGCUGAAGGAGUGAUGAGCUCGAUGGCUAAGGUCUGUCAUGCAUAUGAUAAGAAUCUAACAGUCAAGAUCCGCACUGCCCAUUAUGGACAGAACCAUGUCUAUGACAAGGUUGCUGCCCGUGCUGUAAGUUCUGGUGUUGAUGGCGUGGUACUUCAUGGUAGAACAGCUCAGCAACGCUAUAGUCGACCAGCCGACUGGACCUUCCACACUAAGUGUCGCACUGCUAUGGAUUCUGCCGUUCCUGGUAACGCAGUCCCCUUAGUAGGUUGUGGUGAUAUCAUUGACUGGCGAGAGGCUAUCGAGAGGAUGGAGACUCCCGGUGUUGAGGGCUUAAUGAUAGGCAGAGGAGCUCUGAUCAAGCCGUGGAUAUUCACCGAGAUAAAGGAGCACCGGGACUGGGAUAUCUCCAGUGCUGAGCGUUUGGAGCUCCUCAAGCGUUUUGUAUCAUACGGUCUUACCCAUUGGGGAACCGACACGAGAGGGGUCGAGAGCACGAGACGAUUCCUCUUGGAGGCCCUCAGCUUCCUGUAUCGGUAUAUACCCCUUGGAUUGAUGCAAGGUAUGACACCAAUGAAGAUCGGUUGGCGACCUCCUCGGUAUAUGGGUCGUAAUGAUCUUGAGACGUUGAUGGCGAGUAGCAAUUCUGAAGACUGGAUACGACUUUCGGAAUUGUUGAUUUGUCCGGCCCCACAGGGAUUCAAGUUCGUCCCCAAACAUAAGAGUAACAGUUACGAUGCAGCAUUCACUGAGCCGGUCUAUAAGACAUUGGGUAUAUGA